UUGCCAAGCAAAGAUUCAGAUUUCUUAAUUUUCUUUUUAUUCUCUCUCUUGAACAAAAAGCAUCGCAAUUUUCAGUUUUACCUGAAAUUUCAGCUUACGAACUUGUUUUACCUGAAAAUUUGAAUUUUUAGCAUCGGAAAAGCUUUCAAUUUUCGUUAUGGAAAUGCACCCGAGUACGAUUGAUUCCGAUUUAAUGAUGCUGGACUCAAUUCGGAGACACUUACUCGGCGAAUCAUCCGACUUGCGAUUCACUUCUUCAAAUGACUGUGCCAACGUGGGCGCGGCUCCCCCUAUGUUUUGCAGGAGCUCCAGCUUUAGCCGCUUGUACCCUUGUUUGACUGACACCUGGGGUGACCUCCCACUCAAAGAGAACGAUUCUGAAGACAUGCUUGUUUUCGGGUACCUUAGAGAUGCUUUAACCGUCGGUUGGGCCCCCUCCGAUCACUCUUCCCCGACUUUCCCGCCAAUUAAACCGGAACCUCAAGAGAUUCCGAUGGAGACAGCGGUGAAAGAGGUUCCUACGGUGGCGAAUGGGGCGGUUCCCACGGUGGUUCCGGCCAAAGGGAAGCAUUACAGAGGAGUAAGGCAAAGGCCGUGGGGAAAGUUCGCGGCUGAGAUUAGGGAUCCGGCUAAAAACGGGGCUCGAGUUUGGCUAGGCACUUUCGAGACAGCUGAGGAUGCGGCUUUGGCUUAUGAUAAGGCAGCUUAUAGGAUGCGUGGCUCAAGGGCUUUGUUGAAUUUCCCAUUGAGGGUGAAUUCCGGGGAACCCGACCCGGUUAGGAUCACGUCAAAGAGGGCAACACCUGAGCCAUCUACUUCUUCGUCCUCGGGUUCAGAGAACGGGUCACCAAAAAGGAGGAGAAAAGUAGGUAGCUCGGCUCCGGUUGUAGCUCAAGCCGGUUUAAAUAUGGGUUUUGGAGCGUAAAGUAUUGAAGUGGGAACUUGUACAUGUGGCGAACAGCUAUUAGUCAGUGAAAUGCUGCUGAGGUGUUAAUAGUGUAAUGUAAGCAGAAGUAAGCUUAUAGUUAUGGACAACCUCCAUCCCAUUGGAAUUUUGUAGAAUCAGAAAAAAAGUUCUUUUUGUUCUUAAAAAUACUAUUAACAGCGUGGUUAAAGUAAGCCCAUUCUAAAGCAAAA
Gossypium raimondii (Peruvian cotton) is the source of this 1137-nucleotide messenger RNA. Its product is annotated as ethylene-responsive transcription factor 2. The transcript has a single exon. Lineage: Eukaryota; Viridiplantae; Streptophyta; Magnoliopsida; Malvales; Malvaceae. The record is from RefSeq and is a predicted model, not a curated record. The coding region runs from base 158 to 925 and encodes 255 amino acids. Gene Ontology annotation, molecular function: DNA-binding transcription factor activity; DNA binding. Gene Ontology annotation, biological process: regulation of DNA-templated transcription; ethylene-activated signaling pathway.